AGUCCAGAUUCCAGAACAACCCAGAAAUUAAAACAACAUUCUCAUGGUGAUUAACCAACUUUCAUCAAUCUGUUCUUGAGUUCUUUCACAUCAAGGAUUAUGCUAUGGAAGCCCUCAAUGCAGUUGUGUUAAAACCCAUUUCCGUACUUAAACCAGAACCCAAAAAACAAUCAUCGUUCCCCACAAUUCACCACCUAAAAAUCUCAAAACCCCAAUUCCAUGGCAGUAGUCUGGUGCUUAUAUCCUCUGUUUUCAAUUCUGCUUUCGCAAAAGCACUUACGUAUGAAGAAGCACUGAAUCAAUCAACAACUUCUGAUUCGUCAUUCUCAGCACCUGAUUUGGAUAUCAGCGGUGUUUUCGAUGGUAUAAUCAAUUUCGCUACUGCGAAUCCUCUGGUGUUAGCUAGUGGCGCCGCCGCUUUAGCUUUGCCGUUAAUCCUCUCUCAAGUAUUUGGGAAGAGUAAGCCAUGGGGGGUUGAAACUGCGAGAAUUGCGUAUGGGAAAUUGGGCGAUGAUGAAAAUGCUCAAUUGCUUGAUAUUAGGACUGCUUCUGACAUUAGGGCAGCGGGUAGUCCAGACAUUAAGGGUUUGAAGAAGAAGCCAAUUAGGAUUGCUUAUAAUGGUGAUGACAAACCAGGGUUCUUGAAGAAGCUUUCGUUGAAAUUCAAAGAACCAGAGAACACCACAUUGUUUAUUUUGGACAAAUUCGAUGGGAGCUCUGAACUUGUUGCAGAAUUGGUGACUGUAAAUGGCUUCAAAGCUGCUUACGCUAUAAAAGAUGGAGCAGAAGGGCCACGUGGAUGGGCGAACAGCAGUCUUCCAUGGAUAUUACCACAAAAAUCUUUCGCUUUUGACUUUGGCAGUGUGACAGAUGCAUUCGAUGGCUUGCUUGGUGAUGGUUCUGAGGCUGUAUCCGUAAUUUUUGGCCUCGCGGUGGCUACUGGACUAGGUUUGUUAGCAUUUACCGAGGUUGAGACCAUACUCGAGGUGUUGGGUUCUGCUGCAUUGGUGCAACUUGUCACCAAGAAGCUACUCUAUGCCGAGGAUCGGAAAAAAACUCUAAAAGAAGUUGAGGAAUUCUUGACUGUGAAAAUCGGGCCCCAAGAUAUUCUAAAUGAUAUCAAGGACAUUGGGAAAGCUCUUCUACCACCCUUGACUAGCAAAUCACUUCCUGCAGCCACAACAGCUACCGAAGAAGCUGUUGUGGAGUCCACUAACUCUGCGCCACCGGAAGUACAACCAGAAGCUGCGCCUGCGCCACUGGAAGUACAACCAGAAGCAGCACCACCAGCAGAGCCAACUCCACCAGUGGUGCAAGCAGUAGCAGCAGCACCAGCACCACCAGUAGAGUCAACUCCACCAGUCAACGCUGUCCCUAAAACCGAAGUCAAAGAAGAAGUGGAGUCUAAACCACCACGUGCACUUUCACCAUAUCCAUAUUAUCCAAAUUUCAAGCCUCCGACAUCUCCUACUCCUUCAAGGCCAUAGUUUUUUGUCACAAUUUCGUGUUAAAAUUCAUCAAGCAUCAAUCUUUUAUGGAACAAGUAUUCGUCUGGGAAUUCCUGGAGCCUAGUUAUGAGCGAUAAGUCAUUAAUGGUGGUGACAUCAUUAUAUGUUUGCAUCGAGGUUUGUGUGUAUGUAAUUUUCAAUGAUGGAUUAGAUUAUUGAUACUUGUAUUUGGGUUUGUUUGGAUUCAAUUAGCACAAGUUGCUUUGAAGAUCUUGGAAACCCUGGGAUGAAAAUGAAAUGGGAGUUAGAUUGAACCCUAAUUUAUGUCAACUAUAUUGUCAUGUAUCAUAGGAGCUUUCAUGCAUACGUGUGUACUACUAUUAUUUUUUUCUUAUUACUAUUUUUCUAGAGUACA
Messenger RNA from Lactuca sativa (garden lettuce), 1863 nucleotides. It is a transcript of the gene TROL, whose product is annotated as thylakoid rhodanese-like protein. Lineage: Eukaryota; Viridiplantae; Streptophyta; Magnoliopsida; Asterales; Asteraceae. The record is from RefSeq and is a predicted model, not a curated record.